AUGUCGACUACCUCCGCAUCCCGAACCUCUCCGUCACGGGCACCAACUUCUCAGCCCAAGAUCCGUUCGUCCUGUGACGCAUGCCAGGCCGCCAAAAUCAAAUGCGGUCAGGAGAGACCCAGCUGCCAGCGGUGUUGCACGCAGGGCACCGAGUGUGUCUAUGGCAUCUCGCGUCGCAUGGGCCGCCCGAAGUCGAAGAACACGCGUGCACCACCUAAGAAGGACACCGUACCCCCACCCCGGAAGACGUCGCCGCUGCAUCCGCUGCCAGAUGCGGCAUCCGACUUCCACGACUUCGACUUUUCCACCACCACCCCCAUGGGCACCCAGCCCAGCGGCACCACUCACUUCGCCACCCUGGGACCUGCGCCAGAUUCAGGCCCCCAAGAUUACCCUCCGGCCACCAAUCUUCAGCAGCAGGAUGCGCCUUGCCCGUUUCCGCACACGCCAAAUUCUGACGCUGGGCCUGCGCAACCGCCGCUGACGGCCGAGCUGGAUUGGCAUCCCGACAUGGCAUUGGCAUUGGACGAUUCCACCACCGUCCGUGGCUUCUCCCCCACUAUGGAUCUUUUCGGUGCCGGUCCGGCCUCAAUGGAUGCCUUCUCGCACGCCCAAGACUUCGAUCCCAUCAUUUCUCUCCUGGCCCACUCCAACAAUGCGAAUGCGAGCUCGCCGAAUGACAGCGGUUGUGCCGGACUCCCCUCACCCGGGCCCCCCGACUGCAGCUGCUACUCGACCAUACUGGGAAGCAUCCUCGCUUCUCGCCUGGAAGAACGUACCACUACUGUAGCGUCAGCCGAUGCUAUGCUAAAGACGGCGCGGGACGCCCAGAACAUGCUCUCGAAGAUUCUGACAUGCAGUUCGUGCAUGCAGGAUCAGUUUGCCCUCCUGCUGGGCCUGACUAGCCUGAGCAAGACCGUGUACCUGCUCGACAGAACCGCCAGUCUUGAACUGAGACCGGACCGGCGGCACCCUACAUCCGGACGUAUCUCCGAGCCACAGUUCAAGAGAAUGCGCUCACGCUCCUCCUGGCCGCGUCCGUUCGUCAGCGACUGCAGCUUACGUGUCGGCUUCUUCGAGGUGGUACCAGAUGGCCGAUCUGACUUCCUGCGCAACGUUCUACACCUCCGCUUCCACAAUCUCGCCCAGAGUCUCGAAGACCUUCAAUCUCGCUUGGGACAAGUUGCGGACAGCCCGGUCAGCAAAGCGGGCCUGAUCUUGGCCAGGGACGUGGCAGAACGCUUGCAGGCCGCCCAGGGGAAGAUGGAGCUUUGGGAGUAA
Messenger RNA from Lasiodiplodia theobromae, 1281 nucleotides. RefSeq names its product Aflatoxin biosynthesis regulatory protein. The transcript has a single exon. Gene Ontology annotation, biological process: regulation of DNA-templated transcription. Lineage: Eukaryota; Fungi; Ascomycota; Dothideomycetes; Botryosphaeriales; Botryosphaeriaceae. Bases 1 to 1281 code for a protein of 426 amino acids. Gene Ontology annotation, molecular function: DNA-binding transcription factor activity, RNA polymerase II-specific; zinc ion binding. The record is from RefSeq and is a predicted model, not a curated record.